AUGUCUAGUUCACUUGAAGAGAUCAAGUCUAUUUUUGAAUUGACAAAUGAUACUUUCAAGUCAAUUGUCAAUGGUUUUAAAGCAGAAUAUGAAAGUGGUCUCAAGACAGCAUCAGCAUCAGGCCUUGCUACAAUGAUUCCGUCUUAUGUUACCAAUUUACCUUCAGGUAAAGAAACAGGCACUUAUCUUGCCUUGGAUCUGGGUGGUAGUACACUUCGAGUCUGUGCAGUUGAGCUCUUGGGCGACUGUAAGACAAAAGUUACCGAGAUUCGUCGUCAGAUUGCACCUAACGAUCCGCUCCGUACAAGUGGAGCCACAGCUUUCUUUGAUUGGAUUGUGGAUGCAGUUGCUGAAUUAUUGAAAAAAAUUGGCUACGAUACUGUCCAUUCUGAGGGCCCUGUCUCAAUGGGUGUAUGUUGGAGUUUCCCAGUAGAUCAGACAAGCAUCUCAGGUGGAAAAAUUCUUCGGAUGGGUAAAGGCUUUACAAUAGACGGUGUUGAAGGAUAUGAUCUAGCCAGUUUAUUUGAACAGUCAUUUAGACGCAAGGGUGUCAAUGUAAAAGUCAUGGCUUUAUUGAAUGAUACAGUGGGUACUUUGGUUGCCCAUGCUUAUACCAACCCUGAUGCUCGCGUGGGAUUUAUUUAUGGCACUGGUGUCAAUGCAGCAUACCCAGAAAAAGUAUCUCGCAUGAUAAAACUACAAGGACAACAUCAAAAUUACGCUGAAGAUACAAAAAUGCUUGUCAAUACAGAAAUUGACAUUUUUGGAAGCGAUGCCUACCUUCCUCGGAAUAGGUAUGACAAAGAACUAGAUGCCAACCAUUCUCAACCCGAUUUUCAACUAUAUGAAAAAAUGAUGUCCGGUGCUUGUAUUGGUGAACUGGUUCGGCUGGCAGCAUUGGAUUUGAUCAAAGAAGGCAGUUUGUUUGAUGGACAUCAACCUCUUGAAUUUGAAAAAGCCAUGGAAUUUGGCACAGCUAUCACAAGCGAUAUUGAAAGUCGUCUCAAUGAUGCUAAAGAAGUACGUCUAGAACAUUUUGAAAGCUUAUUUCACUUUCAAGACGAUUAUAAGGUGACUGAACAGGAUCUUGAUUUGGUAACCGAAUUGUGUACCAUUGUUUCUAAUCGAGCAGCCCGUUUGGCUGGUGCUGCUAUGGCUUCGUUGAUUGAACAACAACAAGACCUACUUGAAGGAACAGGACCUAUUGUGAUUGGUGUAAAUGGUUCUACUUAUGAAAAAUACCCUACAAUGCAUCAUCGUAUUUAUCAAUCCCUUGCUGAAUGGUUCGGAUCCCAAGUCAGCCAGAGAAUCAAGGUUGAAUUAGCAACAGAUGGAGGUAGUAUUGGUGGCGCACUUAUUGCCAUGUUGGCUGAGAAGGAAGAGAAAAAAAGGUAA
Messenger RNA from Gilbertella persicaria, 1395 nucleotides. RefSeq lists its product as uncharacterized. Gene Ontology annotation, molecular function: glucokinase activity; ATP binding; fructokinase activity. Lineage: Eukaryota; Fungi; Mucoromycota; Mucoromycetes; Mucorales; Choanephoraceae. Gene Ontology annotation, biological process: intracellular glucose homeostasis; glucose 6-phosphate metabolic process; glycolytic process. Gene Ontology annotation, cellular component: mitochondrion; cytosol. The transcript is spliced from 4 exons. The coding region runs from base 1 to 1395 and encodes 464 amino acids. The record is from RefSeq and is a predicted model, not a curated record.